Aspergillus calidoustus is the source of this 2266-nucleotide messenger RNA. NCBI's taxonomy places the organism in Eukaryota, Fungi, Ascomycota, Eurotiomycetes, Eurotiales, Aspergillaceae. The record is from the annotation of a GenBank genome assembly.
CCUUGACGACGAAAGACGCGGUUCCUCCUGCCAAAUCCUCCGUGCCGAGCGACUCGGACUCUGUGCACACCCGCCACCCCGCUUUGGGCCAAAGAGCUCCUGCAGCUCUGGAUGACUACGGAGUACUGUUAAUCUUCCCGAGGUCGCAAUCCCAACCUCCUCGAGUCGCUCACUUUUAUCAGCGCUGGCCCGUCUCUAUUCUUCCGGUCGCAUUCUCUCUUAGCUUUUGCAGUUCGUCCGCACACGCCAUCUUCAUAUAUACAGGAUGGGCAGCUACACAUUUCGAUGGCCGUACAACGCGAACGAGGUGUUUGUCACCGGAACUUUCGAUGACUGGGGUAAAACCAUCAAGCUCGAUCGGAAUGGGGACGUCUUUGAGAAGGAUGUCCACUUUCCGGUAGAAAGCGACAAAGUCCAUUUCAAGGUAUGUCAUGGACAUUUGGCUUGUCACAGCCUCGCACAUGACCUUCAACUGCUCUCUGAACCUGCUUUCUCGAGCAUUCUGCCUGCCCGCCAGCCACUCGGCACGCCUCCUCCAGAUAAGCACAACGCAAUGAAGAUUGUGGCGAUGACGCCGAGUCUCGGCUUGAUACCGUUGACGUCAUGGCACCUUGCGCAGUCGUUCCACCCCACAUCAUUACAAAACUAUAAGACCCCCUCGUGAGAUCGCUAUCGUAUCACUGACGUGUAUACUCUCGCCCUUAGUUUGUCGUUGACGGCAUUUGGACGACCGAUAAUCAAUUACCUGAAGAAGACGACGGGAGUAGCAACGUCAACAACGUCCUCUAUCCCGAUCAGAUCCGAAAAGAUUCAAUUGCAGCUUUACAAAACGGAACAGACAUGGCUACGCUCUCUGGUGUAGCUCCUCACUCCACAACCGCCGCUCUCGCUGGUGACGUUCCCAGGGAGUCUAGCAGGACAGCAGCUCCCGGGUCUACGACCGCAGGGCUGGACAAGGAUGUUCCCCUAGAGCAGAGGGCUGCUAUUCCUGGGGGAUUUCCUGCGGAGUCUCCGUACAGUGAAUACUCUGUGAACCCAAUACCCGCCUCUAGCGGCAUCGGCAAUCCGAUCCAUCUGAAACCCGGGGAGAAGGUUCCGGACCCUAGCACAUUCAACUCAAAUACUGUGCAAUCCACCGCGCGAACAGAUAAAGCCGCAUACGACCAGCCUCCCAGCUCUACACAGCAGGAUGGUGGUGCGUUCUCCGUUCCACCAGUGUUGAACACCACGAUUCCCGAGUCCAGCCUACCAAUGGGAGAUGCAGCGAAUCCUACAUCUACCGACCCCGGUGUUACGAUUCAAUCUGCCGCGCCCGCAUCAACCACCACCGGGUUGGCUGCUAGUGUUCCACUAGAGUCGCAGAAGAAGCAAGCCAGCAGCACCGCACCUGCGAACGAUGUCCCUAAAGUUGUGAAAGACUCACUAUCGAAGGCACAUCAAGACCCCGAAGCGGCGGCAAACGAGGAGGCUUUAGAGGAAAAGAAGGCAGUUGAGCAUGAACUCCAGCAAAAGAUUCAUGUUGAUAACUCCCAUGGCACGCCAGCGCCUUCUGACACUGCUGCUUUCAUUGAAACUGCCCCAAAGCCCACUGUUGCGGAUCCGGGAUCAGCACAGUUAUCACCACGAACGACCACGCCUACGGGGCCUUCUGGGGCCGGCGCCGCAAAGACCGAGGAGCCUAAGAAGGAGGCCACAAGGGAGAGCAAGACUCCUUCCAGCAACAACAACAACAUUGCACAGAUUCCUUCAGCUGGUUCGCCUGGAAAGGAAGAGAAGAAAAAGAAGCGAUCAAGCAUCUUUGCCAAAUUGAAGGAGAAGUUCAAAUGAGCGACGUUUGAGCGGAUGAUGUCUUAUGAUACCAGUUGCUGAUUCGUCUGGAUACCUUGUUAUGCGCGUUCAUACUUGAUUAUUGUCUUUGGAUUAUGAGGAUACGCUAAGUUGGUAGUGGAAGUAAUUGAUGAGUAUAAUAAUACUUUAUAUUAUUGGGCAUCCUGCCUAUAUUGGUAUCGCAUUGCUCACUUGCCCGUUCAACUUGACUGGAUAUGCCAGGACACUUGAAUCAUUAGUCAGUCAUACAAACCUGUCAGGUAGUACUAGUAGAUUAGAGGAACUUACUCUUUUCCCUUCUUUGUAAAACAACACCCGCAGAAUAUCGACGCAGGGUAGCACACAACAGCCGCAACGACUGUGACGACGAAUCCUACUCAUGCCAUGAGUUCUAGAGGUCGGCAAGAAUGGAAUAUCUCCUCAGACUAAACGUACCGAG